Anopheles bellator is the source of this 8289-nucleotide messenger RNA. RefSeq lists its product as uncharacterized. The record is from RefSeq and is a predicted model, not a curated record. The coding region runs from base 1 to 8289 and encodes 2762 amino acids. NCBI's taxonomy places the organism in Eukaryota, Metazoa, Arthropoda, Insecta, Diptera, Culicidae. The transcript has 4 exons.
AUGAGUGCCGAGGUUAGUGCCCAAUGGAGAUCGCUCGGAUUCAGCGGAACUUCGUCCUCGGACGGUUGCGGUGGGCCACAACACCACUCGCCCUCGCCGCUGGUUCCUGAUUUGCUACCGAUCGCCCCCGGGAAACCCACAACACCGCACACAACGGCGACGACCAAGCACGAUGAAGGUUGUGCCAGCUCGUCGGAAGAGUUCAACUGUGAGCUAGUGUUGCGUUCCCUCCACGCAACCGACGAUGGCGGCGGCACUGGACGCGACAGUGCGGUAAGGCUGCUGACGGCCACCGAAUCUACCGCCGACCGUGAUUCUGGGUUCGAGACGCCCUCGCUGGACACCACGAUUCUGCUUCCGUGGGAAACGACGUCCCAGCGACCGGAAGCGGCCGGUGACGACGACGAGGACGGUGGCGGCGGCGGAAAACAUCGCCACGGAGAUGCGCCGGAACAGGGACAGCACUAUGUAGCGCACGUUGUUGCAGGGGAAUGCAGCGACUCGAAGGACACGAAGCUGAUACUAAGGCGACGCAACGUCACGCCUACGGCCGAACAGUCACCGCGCUGCAACAACGCCAACGAUUCGGUUCCGAUGGCGGAAGUGGCAACUGCCGGGCCAAUCGGAUCGUCCUCGAGGUUGCAGACCGCCGUCGUGAAAAAGGAACUACUAGAUGAGCCGCCGGCCGCCGGAGAUGGUGGCGACCAGUCGUCCAUGGUGGUGGUCAAGCGCGAACUGGUGGCGGAUGCUGUCGCUGAACAGUCACGGGUUACCGUACCUCUGCCGCAACCACCACCACCUCCACCACCGGCACCACGGAGGGCUCCCCAUAAGGACGAUCCGCUGCCGCUUCCGCUGGAGCCAAAGGAACACCGGAAGUCGAACCGGCGGAGACAGUUUACGGAUCGCGUCGUCGACACCCUCUGCCUGCCGGAGAUCUUCUUCAAUGCGCGCAUACGCCCGAAACCGAAGCCAAAGGGAGUGGGGGGGACCAAAUCGGGGAAGGUGGCGAUCGCCGCCGCCGCCACGACAGCGACGACGACGACGACCACGAACACCCCCAAGAAACGUGCCAUUCCUGCAACGGUGACGACGAUCCCCCCGAGCAGUGCCUCGACGAAGCGUCCACCAAAAGCAUCACAGCAAGCGCCAAGCGCUUCCGCGACGACCCCAACGCCGGACGUUGGCGUCGCCCGAAGGUCCAUCACGCCGGCGGCCACCCCGUCUCCGGUUCCUCCGCCUAAAGCCACCGGUGGCAGCGGCUCUUCGAAGGCGUCAACCCCGACGAGCUCAGUCGGCAGUGGCGUCACCACGGCCGCGCCGGUCAGCGGUGCCGCCUCCACAGUUCCUAGAGUUAAUCCAAUCUUUCUGUUCGUCAAGCAGGAAGACACGCGCAUCGUCGAGGUGCGCUGCGAGGACUACGAUAAGCGCAACCGUAUACGAUUAACCCGCACCGGCACCGGAAGCUGGCGGGCCAUUCCGCGAACCGAUACCAGCUCGUCGGUGAUGUUCUCGCUGCUUCCGCCAGACCAGGAGCAAGAGGACGACGAGGAGGAAAACGAAGGACAGACGACUGCCAGCGACAGCUGUCGAACGUCCACGCCGGCUAGCGAAACGUCACCAAAGUACAAACAUGCUUCGAAAGCCCAGCACCACAGCAAACACCACAAGCACAAGAAGUCGAAGAAGAAAAGGAAGCGCCACUCGGAGGACGAGCGGCGACGGCGAGGGUUGGACAGCAGGAGCAGCAGCUGUAGCACGGCGACCGCCACCCCAACCACGGGUGUCAUCAGUGGACGCCGGAAGGUGACGUUCUGUUUGGGCGUGAAGCAAGAGAAGCUCGAAGCCCCGCCAACCCAGGUGGCCCAGCCACCGGAAGAGCACUACCACCAGCAGCAGCAGCAUCCGGCCGGGGUGGCGGUGCCCCCGAAGCGCACGGCGGCGGACAUAAAAGCGGAAGAGCGGGAGCGCGAGGAAGCGAUUGCCGAGCUGAUACGAAACUACCACGAGCAGCAGCAGCGGCAACUGCAGGAACUGCAGGAAAAGCUCGCCGCCAGCAGCCGACUGGCGAUGGGCGGCACCGGGGUCGGCGGCGGUGAAGAACCGAUGGCGGCAACCGGAAGUGGUAGCAAUAAUAUCACUAGUUUUAGCGAAACCUCCUCCACCAACAGUCUUCUUCCUCGUAGCAGUAGUAGUAGUAGUGGUGGCAACCAUCGUAACAGCAGCGCAGCAGGCGGCGACGAACACAUAAGCAAUAGCAGCAGCAAGCCACGGCAGGUCGACAACAAUCAAAAGGUAGAGCUUCUCGAGCUGGACGACGACGACGAGGACGAAGUGCAGGAAGUAGUGCAGCAGGUGAACGGCGAUGUUGGUUCGUCGCUGGCAGCACUGGUCGCAGUAUCCCGCAGCAACGGCAACCGGGAGUGGCCUGGUGCUGCGAUGGCGACGGCAUCGACCCCGUCGAAAGCUUCUCAUCUUGACGACGGUGGCGGUGGCGGUGGCGGCCGGGGGCAGCUGUUGGAUAGCAUCGAGUCACAGAUACCAUCAACCGUCAUCCCGGUGCAACGGUGCAACGGACUCUCCGAUGACGUCGGCGGUGGUGCGCAUGUGCCAAACGGGCUCGGGUUCGGUCUUGGCUCCUCCGGCUGCUCCUCCGCCGGCAGCAGCCUGCAGGACGUCGUGCUGAGUGUCGACGGUAGCGCCGGCCCCGCGGAACUGAUUGCACUCGAUGAACUUGGGCUGAAUCAACACCAACACCCAGACGACGACGAUGACGACGACGUGCAGCUACUCAGCGUGGAAGGAGCAUCCGGCGGUGGGUUCGACCACCACCACCACCAGCUGCUGCACCACUCGCUGUACGACGACGACGAUGAUGUGAUGCUCGGCGAGGAGAUGCUCGGCGGCGGCACGGCAACCGGGACCGGCGGGACGUGUGGUGGAAGCGGAAGCGCUUCGGCCAGCAACGGGCCUACCGCGGGCCUCGUUGGUGUUAGUGUGUCGGAAGCUGGGGAACGUGGCAGACCGUCGGGACCUUCGGUGUCGUCGUCGUCGGCGGCGGCCGCGGGAGACGAGGAUAAUGCGUUGCUUCUGCUGCACUCGUCACUGGCGCUGGCAGCGGCUGCGGCCGCAGCAGCCGCAGCGGCCGCCAGCGAUGCAACACUGACGACCGGUGGCGGCGGAGGCGGUGGUGGUAGCGGGGCAGUGGAGGCCAACUGCCGCCGCCCCACCGUGGUGGAGAUUGACGACGAUGAAGUGUGCGUUUUGGAGCAGCAAGUGGCACCAACACCAACAGCGGCGCAGGAUCAGCGCCAGCAGCAGCCGUCGGAGCGCCGGAAUGCUGCUGCCGAGUCACAGAAAAGAGUUCGACGGAACGACGAGGAUACGACGACGACUCCACCGACGACGACGACGACGGCCAUCGUCGGGUGCGCCCGGGAUAGUGUAGCGACGCACACGGGAACCACUACGACGACGACGACGACGACGAUGAUUACGAAGGCGUCCACUGACGGUGCUAGUGCUGCUGCUGGCGGUGGUAGUAGUAGUAGUGGGAAGACGAAAUCGGCUUGCACCGAGAACGCGGAAGUGCAUCCACCGCACAUCACCAUCAGUAGUGAUAGUGAGCUCGACGAUGACGAUCCGAAGCACGAGCUGCAGCAGCAACAGCAGGACCACCUUCACCAGCAGCAGCAGCAACAACAACAACAUCAUCAUCUGCAUCAUCACCAGCUGCACCACCAGCUGCAGCACCACCACCACCACCACCAUCUGAGUGCGGAGUUUGGCGAUCUGAUCGAGGGCAUCGGCGACGAUAUACAGUCGGUGGCGGCGGCGAGUCCGCGCGAGGAUCUGCUGAAUGCGGCGGCAGCGGUAGCGAGCUGCGCCGCCGGCGGUGGUGACACGACGAUGACCGGUGUCGAGCUGCUCGAUUCCCUCGUCGUGGAGCAGCAACAACAGCAACAACAACAACAGCGGUGCGCGGACAAUCACAACAGCAGCAACAACAUCGGAACAAGCGGCGCAACGGCAACGACCACGACGAGCGCAGUGACGGCGACGGGUGGCGAUAAGGGGGUCGCCGCCACCACGAUCUACACGAUCGCCGACGACUACAACGACGACGAGGAGGACGAUGUGCUCCUCGAACCGGAACCGGUGGCGGACAUCAUCUCGCGGCUAGGCGAAUCCCUCAGCACCUCGCCCAAGUGCCUGUCGUUUAACGAGGCGGGCGAAAUCGAGGGUCUCACGGGGGAUCUGUUCGAUACGAGCAGCACCCACCACUCGCUGCACGCCGAGGACAGCCUGCCGAACCCGUUCGCCCUGCAGCAUCAGCACCCGGGCACGGCGAUGACGACGAUGGCGCAGCCGGUUUCGAGUGCCACGGUGGCCACGACCACCUCCACGCCGUCGUCGUCGGCAGCGGCGGCUUCCUCCUCGACCGGUGCCUCGCUCGAGGACGAACUGUCGAUCACGAUCAAGGAUCUGACGGAGGCCAGUGAACACGCGAGUUCCUACUUUGCGGCAACGAGCGGUGGCGGGGAAGCCCUCACCACGACGCUGAAGGAGGCGACGGGGACCGGCGGUGGAAACGGGUCCCCAACCAGUGCCAUCGGGGGUGUCGUCGACGGCGGUGGUGUGAGUGUGAAAGAGUUGCCCACCGAGGCACCGAUCGUGAUAUCGCCCGACUCGUGCCAGGAGGAGCUGCCGAAGGAUUUGAGCUGCCGCAAGCGCAGCCUGUCCCCGUCGCCCCGGCCCGUCUCGCACAGUUCCGAUGCGAUCCAGUCGCCCCAACCGAGUGGCCUGCCAGCGGUCCCUCCGUCGCCGGACCUGUUCCUACAGCCCAAAUCCGUGUCCGCAUCCAGCAGCAGUAGCAGCAGCAGCAGCAGUAUCGGUGGCACCAGCCACCACUCGGCAGCAUCCAGUGUUAUCGAGGCACUAAUGUCUCAAGCCGCGGCCGCCAUUUCCGCCGUCUCGAAGGCUGGCGGCGGACGGUCAGCUGGGGGCGGCUCGACCACCACCAGUACCGCGACAAGCACGACGAGUUGUAGUUCCUCAGUAGCGGCCACCACAACCACCACGGCGACCGCGAAUGUGAAGAGGGCCGCGGCGGCGACCACGGUGGGUGCCGGACAAAAGGAGCCCCUCGAUUUGGGCUCCAAGUGUCGCAAGUCCGCCAGCCCCACGGUGAGCUGCUCGGAGGAGGCGAAACGGUUGAGCUCUUCCACUCCGGUGGCCACCGCGGCCACGAUGCUGGGAACAGCCCGGGACGCCGAGGAUACCGACAGCGAACCGCGGGCGAAACGGAUCAAAACCGAUCCCGAGCAGCAACAACACCACUCCGCAUCGUCCACGAAGGCGGCUGGAGGCACGCUUCCGGCAUCCCUACUCACCACGAGUUCGAGUUCGUCCGUUAGUGCCAGUGCCACGAUGACGUCAUCCUCGUCGAGUGGUGGUGGAAAGGGAGGCGGGACGGCCGCUUCGAGUGUUGCCUCGAUGAUGAACGCUCUGGGUGGAAGUGGCGCCUGCGCCAGCGGAGGUCAAUCGCUGGUUAAUCAACUGUCCACGGCGGGCGCUGGCACUUCCGGGCCCGGUGGAAGCACGGGCGGUGGCAAUUCCUUUAGCAACCUGAACGACUCGGCCCGGCUGGUGGAGAUGCUGACCUCGGGCAACGAUCCGGACGCGUUGACGCAACUGCGCCUCCUGGUGGGCAACCCGGCCUGGAAGGUACCUGAUCCGCUGCUCGUGCCAAAAGAUCGUCUCAACGCGGUGCUCGCUUCGCCGGCCCGCGAAAUCCCGCUGCUGCUGACCACCCGGCCCGAGCUGCGGUUGCCGGAGGCGUUCGCGUUCCCCAACAUCCUGCAGGACCCGGACAUUCUGGUGAUUUCGUUGCAGCAGCUCGAGACGAUCCUCCAGACGCAGGAGGAGCUGCUGAAGCUGAAAUCGAAAUCCUCCUCGCUCGAGGUGACCGCGGUGGUGCCCCCGUCACCGGUCGCCGCGUCCCCAGUGACCUCACCGAUUGCGGCCGCACCGUCGAGCAAGAAGGUCCACCACCACCAGCAACAGCAGCACCAUCACCAUCACCAGACCACCCCACCGGUGCCGCCGAGCCCACUCGAAGCCCUCAAACAGACGCUGACGGCUUCGGCGGCCAAACAGAACCCGGUGAUGAGCACCCUGCUGGCUUCCGGAUUGGGCGGCGAAAUUGACGCGGCGACGACGGCCGCCUUCAACCAGAUGCUCUGGCUGCCGUACCUGGGCCAGAUGGGCCAGUUUGCCCCGGAACUCCUCAAGGCCAUGAUGAACCUGCCCGGUGCUGCGUCCUCGGCGGCAACCGUUGCGGCUGCGGCGGCCGCUGCCGUCGGGGGAGCCGCUGGUGGCUCCACAGGAACCGCGGGACCGAUGGGGAACAGCUUGGCGGACAUGUUGCCCUUCAUGGGACCCCGGUUUCAGGACUUUUGUGGAUUGCCGCCCGCCACGGCUACUAGCCCGCUCGAGUACAAGCGGCAGCUGGAGCUGGCGAUGCUACAGGAAGCGAUGACGACGGCGAACCUGCAGCAGCGCAAACAGCAAGAGGCCGCCCAGAAGAAAGCGGCCGCCGUAGCGGCGGCGGCAGCAGCCGUCCACAUCGAUCGCAAGCCGAUCAUCGGACCGAAAACGCUCGAGCAGCAGCGCUCGGUGGCCGCGGUCACGGCCGCCGCCAACAUGUUCCAGACCCAGCAGAAGAAGGCGGCAGCUGCGGCGGCCGCUGCUGCCGCGGCGGCUGGCAUGAUGAAUCCGCUGAAUCCAUUGGCGAUACCUCAGUUCAUGACGCCUCCAACGAUGCCGCACGGAAGUGCCAAUGCAACGGCGGCACGGUACGGAUCUGGCGGUGGUGGCGGUGGUACAUCAGGAGCCGCUGGCAGCUCUCGCGCGGCUGCCCUGGCUCAAUCGGCCACGCUACUACAGCAACAGCAGGCAGCCCUUCAGCAGCAGCAGCAACAACAGCACCGACAGCAGCAAGCGUUCAGCCCGAGCGGGUUCAAAAAUAUGGCCAAUCUAAUGAACCAAGCGGCAGCGGCAGCCGCCGCUUCCGGUGGAGCCGUCUCGAUGCGCCCCGGUGCUGGUGUCCACCAGAACACCGGAAACACCCAUCGCCAGCAGCAGCUAUCGGCAAUGCAGAAAGCGAAACUGCAACAGCAACAGCAACUUGCCCAGCAGCAGCAAGCGGCGGCGGCCGCGGCCAGUCUCGGUGCGGCCGGGAUGUUUGGUUCGGCGGCGGCCAACUCGUUCUUCAACCUGCCCACCAACUUCCAGGAGUUCCACGAGCAGCAGCAACAGCUGGCGCGAAAGUUACAGAAAGAACAGCUUCACCAUCACCAGCAACAGCAGCAGCAACAGCAACACCACCACCAGCAACAACAGCACCACACGCAGCUGCAGCAGUUGCAACUGCAGCAACAGCAACAACAGCAGCAACUGCUGCAGCAACAUCAUCAACUCCAGCAGCAGCAGCAGCAGCAUCAUCAGCAGGAACAGGAGCAAAAGCCUCGGGUCACGUGCAAGUCGCUGAUGAAUCUGUUGCAGCCCGAGAAGCAGCACCAACUGCAUGGCAAACAUGGCGGUGGCGGUGGUGCGGUGGGUGGCGGCAACAACAACAGCACCUCGAGCAAGCUAGCCAACCUAAUGGCCAUUCCCGGCAUGGAUCUGUACACGGCCCAGCAGCACGACCAGCUGCAGCAACAAAUGUUCCUUCAACAGCAGCAGCAACAGCAACAGCAGCAACAACAACAACAGCAGCACAACAACUUCCUCCAGCAGCAGCAGCAGCAGCAGCAGCAGCACCUCCUCUCUGGUGCGACUGGCGGUGGAAUGCACCAGCAGCAGCAGGCGAAGCUGAAGGUGAAACCGGGGCUGCACCUGCUCGAUCCGGCGGCCGUCCAGCGGCGGUUGCUGAACACGGACGAGCUGGCCGAGGUUGGCAGCACCACGAACGGCCUGGUGGACGAUAGCACCGAUCUUUCGUCGCCCCUGUGGCACCCACUGUUCGGCAGUGCCCAGAAAGGGUUGGCGGCGGCCGCGGCCGUAGGCGGUGUUCCGGGAUCGGGCAGUGGCAGCAGCCUCUCGCUAACGGGUGGCAGCACUUCCGGUAGCGGUGGCGGAGGCAGUGGUAGUGGCGGCGGAAGUGGCAGUGGAUCCACGUCGGGUGUUGGCGGAAGCGGCGGCGGCAGCGGUGGUGGUGGUGGUGGAGGGACGAGCAGCUACCACAGUCCAUGGCAAUGGACGACGAUCACGGCGACGGGCGAAUGA